AGGGUUAGCGCUGCUGUGCAAAUGAGUGUAAACAGGAAAAUAAGCUCAGAGGUGCAGCCUAAAGUCAGGAAAUGUGGAACCACUGUGUGUUUGUUCCAAUGAAGAGAGUCUCGGUUUUGAAUUGCACCAGUUAUCCCAUCCAGCAGAGCUACUAGCAGCUGCAGGAACAUGGAAGUGACAACCAGACUGACAUGGAUACAGGAAAAGCUUCUGGAACAACUACUUGGGAAAGCAUCUUUAACUCUUCUUUAUAAGUCUAGUGUUCAUCAGUUUAUAACUCUUGAUAUAACUAAGAGAUGCUCUAAUCAGGGAUCCACAAUGACAGUCAUUCACUUGAAGCAAAAUAUUGUGGGUGUUUUCAUGCUAGAACAGUUUCCCCUUUUACGUUCUGAAAAGUCAAGCACUUGUGUUUGGUUUUCAUUUAGACAGGGUAGCAGCACUGGGAUGUCAGCUUUAGUUUUGAAUACACAAGUAGAAGUCAGUGUCACACAGUUGAAAUUUUUCUCACCCGGUGGUUUUUCUCUCAUUGUGGAUCCAAGAAAUUAUGAACUUCAUCUGAGUGCUGAAGUAAUAAAAGAGCUACAACUUGAUCUUAAAGGUGUCUCUCCGUAUUUGGAAUGUGAAAUAUUUCGAGUUGAUGGCAUUAAGAGGGAUCCAGAGUUCAUAAAGAAGAUGGUAACUGUCAAACAGUACCGGAAAAAGCUCCUCUCUGCUCUCAGAGCCUACAGGCCCCAUGAAGACUUGGUUCCAGAAGUUCGUAUCCUCUUGGUGGGCCCAGUAGGUUCUGGAAAGUCGAGCUUUUUCAAUUCAGUGAAGUCUGCUUUCCAGGGUCACUUAACUCGCCAGGCCAUUGUGGGGUCUGACGAAGACAGCGUUACCAAACAGUAUAGAGUAUAUACUGUUAAAGAUGGAGAAGGUGGGAAAAUGCUCCCAUUUUUGUUGUGUGAUUCAAUGGGGCUGGAUGAGAGAAAAGGAGCAGGAUUGUGUAUAGAUGAUAUACCUCAUAUCUUAAACGGCUAUGUACCAGACAGGUAUCAGUUCAACCCGUGUAAGCCAAAAGAGGUGAGGCUCUCCACUUACUGCACCUCUCCACCACUAAAGGACAGGAUUCACUGUGUGGCUUAUGUCUUGAACAUCAACUCAGUUAACAUGCUGUCUGAUCAAAUGGUGGCAAAGCUCAAAAAAAUUCACAGAGAUGCAGUACACUGUGGUGUAAGAGAAGUAGCCUUGCUUACUAAUGUGAAUAACUGUGAUGAAGUUCUUGAUGACAAUUUUUUAAACAUGACAGAAAGUAUGACUUCUCGAAGCCAGGUAAAGAAUGUCCAAGACAUGCUAAAUAUUCCUAUAGCUAACAUCUUGAUGGUUAGUAAUUAUGCUUUGGAACGAUCAUUGGACCCUCUGAAGGAUGUUCUGAUCUUUGCUGCACUCAAUCAGAUGUUGCGGACUGCAAAUGACUCCUUAGAAGACUUGUUUCUUAAGGAAACUGCAUCAGCUAACGACUCCUUGAAGCGCCGGUCAAGGCUGAGAAAAUGAAGAUGAAGGCUGAGAAGUGGAGAGGAGGGAGAUGCCUGACAACAGAUCCUCUUCCUUAUGCCUGUACCCACCAUAACUUGAAAUUCCGAUGCUUUGUAUUCCCUUCCCUAUCACAUUAUGCAAUUCUAUGUAUCCUAACUGAUCACACAGCAAUUACAAAAUUAUAUAGAUAUCCGCUGUUCCAAAUAGAGUGCAAGUUCUCUGAGAAAUAGGCUCUAGAUUGACCUCUGUAGUCAUAGAGCUCAGCACAAGGUCUGGUCAGCAUUGAGGAUACUAACAAUGACUCUUCUGUAACACUUUCUCUACCUUGGUAUUUACUUAGAUUUCUACUCCAAAUGGAUGAGAAGACACAAAGAGUAAGAUGCUGGAAAGAGAAUGAGAAAAUAAGGAUGGAGAGGGUCUUAUUAUCUCUGCUUGAAAACAUGAGUGCCUCUAAUUAGCCAAUUUAUGCCUCUAAUUAAAAAGAGACAAUAUUUGUGAACAACUCCAUUAAUUGCAUUAACGUUUUAAUUUCAUGAAAUAAAGAUUCUUCCUGUAA
Molecule: messenger RNA, 2071 nt
Organism: Myodes glareolus (Bank vole)
Lineage: Eukaryota; Metazoa; Chordata; Mammalia; Rodentia; Cricetidae
Source: RefSeq, a predicted model, not a curated record